UGAUAGAAGCAUCAGUUGUUUUGCUUCAACUCAUGUACCUAAUACAAAAAAGAUUAGAUUAUGUAACUACAUAUGUACCCCGGUAUUUAUAUGGGUUCGGGUCAGGUGGCUCGAUAAGUGUUCUUCGAUAAUAACAACAGUAGGUAAUAUUAUUUUUGCCAAACGGACGGAUGGAAUUGGUGGUAGGAAUUUGUUGAAUACAUGUACCGUAGGUACAUACCUACAUAUAUAUGGAGCAGCGACAGGAAUGUCGGGCCCCCAAAACGCCGAUAAUGCCACCUUGGCUCUUAGCGUUGUCCCGCAGCUUGUCGCAUGUACCAAAUAGCUUCAAUGACGAAUCAACUCUCCUAAGUGAACAACCAGCAUUCCUUCGUCCAAUUCGCGAUAUAUCUCCCUCCCUUAAAUCCAUAUGAGAUAACCUCAUACGAAGCGGCAGCAUGUGCCGUCACCAAGUUCUUCUUGUUCUAGGCAGCCUGCUGGGACUCAGCCAAGCUCGCCAGCCUGGUUUCAGUAUUCAUCACGACCUCUUAGCAUAUCCUCAGUUCCAAGUAGUCUUCUCCGAGUCAUACAUAUCGGAAACCGAAGCACAAGUUCUAGUCGAAAAGACAAACCCUUCUCAUCCUAACUACGAAGCCGAGUUCGCCGGCGAGACCGAUCUUACCUCGAAUAUUCGGAGUGCUGGUGGUAAUUACGAUAACAAUGGCAACCCCAAUGGCGACGGGAAAAUCGCAGAGUCCUACGAGAUUAUGGCCCUCCCGCCUCAUCGCUACCUAUGCGCUAUACCUGUGAUCGAAUCCCCACCCGCGCCGAACAAGACGGCCACUGAAUUAGCUAAGGCGGAGGAAGCCAGAGAGCUUGCAAGGGCAUCGGCUCACGGGUGGGAUUUAAUAAGCGGUCUCGAUGGCACCUGUCUCUAUUAUAUGUCUGGCUGGUGGAGCUACAGCUUUUGCUACGGUCGCGACGUCGUGCAAUUUCAUGCGCUUCCUGCUAGUGUCAAAAGCGGACCGCCUAUGAGAGACCCUAAUACGGCAGAGUAUGUCCUUGGGAGAAUACCCGAUCCGCAUUCACCUCCGCGCGGUUCUCGUCGCAGCCAGUCGAACCCACCAAAUGACAAAGGACAGUCCACUACGACACCGCCAAAUACGGAGCUUCAGGUUAAGGGUGAUCAACGAUAUCUUGUCCAGAAGAUGGGCGAUGGUACUAUAUGCGAUCUGACUGGCCGUGAACGAACUAUCGAAAUACAGUACCAUUGCAGCCCGGGUAGCACGCAAGAUCGUAUUGGCUGGAUUAAAGAGGUGACCACGUGCGCCUAUCUCAUGCUAGUCAACACGCCUAGACUAUGCGUCGAUGUUGCUUUCCAACCGCCUAAGGAGGAGAGGGCAAACAUCAUUAGCUGUCGCGCUAUGGUGUCGGAGGCAGAGCAGGCGAGUUGGCACGCGCAAAAAACGUUAGAAGCACAGGCGGCCAUGGUGGGUCAAACAAAAGGAGAAGCAAAAGCUCCUAUCACUAUCGGUGGUGUUGUCGUUGGAGGAAGGCAACUGCUCGGCCGAGGCGAAGAUGGAAAGGAAGCACAUAAAUUGGCUCCGCCACGAAACUUCCGUAACCCGAACGUAGCACCCUUGAUCGAAGUAGUGGCCAAGGGGGCCAGCAAAGAAGAAGGAAGCAAGGUCGACAUACUCACCGAUGAGGAACUUGCCAAACUAGAUCUCAGUCCUGAGGUAAUCGACGAGUUAAAGCGAGAAUUGCAGAAGCUCGCCGGAGACAGGGGUUGGAAGCUCGAGGUCGUCGAAAUGCCAGGCGAUCCGCGCGAAAUCCGCGGGGUAGUCGACACAGACGAGAAAUCUGAUGGAGACGAAGAGGGAGAUGGCGAGGAUAUGGGGAGCGAAGAGAAGUUUUUCAAGGAAGAACUUUGAGAUAUUGGGCAUUAGCAUAGCAAAUGGCGUUACGUAAGUAAGAUUAAUUGUAUUUGGAAGACCAACCCGGUGGCCUCUUCUUUUGUGAUCCACUUCAUCGGUUGUGUUCCGCCAGCGGCAUUAGUAUCUACACACAUGUGUCGACGGUGU
Molecule: messenger RNA, 2063 nt
Organism: Hypoxylon trugodes
Lineage: Eukaryota; Fungi; Ascomycota; Sordariomycetes; Xylariales; Hypoxylaceae
Product: glucosidase II beta subunit-like protein-domain-containing protein
Exons: 3
Coding region: 438-1913 (491 amino acids)
Biological process (GO): endoplasmic reticulum unfolded protein response; retrograde protein transport, ER to cytosol
Cellular component (GO): endoplasmic reticulum lumen
Source: RefSeq, a predicted model, not a curated record